This is a messenger RNA of Lolium perenne, 414 nucleotides long. NCBI's taxonomy places the organism in Eukaryota, Viridiplantae, Streptophyta, Magnoliopsida, Poales, Poaceae. The record is from RefSeq and is a predicted model, not a curated record.
AUGCUCCUGUUGGCUAUUCCUGAGAACAUGUCUGUGAACGACAGGGCAGGACUAUUGUUGUCUUUUGUUACUGAAAAUUGUGCAGCUCCAAGUUUUCGUGAACUGAAUGCUGUGUUCAAAAGGGUGAGCCUGAAACUGUCUACCAAUCCUUCUGUUGCUCUUGUUUUAGCUGUAUACCAAUUGUCUGCUGCUCUUGCUUUUAUCUGUAUAUCAAUUGAGGUGAACUACCUCGACAUCAAGGAGCUGCUGGACCUGACCUGCCAGACAGUUGUUUACAUGAUCAAGGGCAAGGGCGCUGACAUGAUCAACCGCAAGACUCCAGAAGAAAUCCGCAAGACCUUCAACAUCAAGAACGACUUCACCAAAGAGGACGAUUAUCAGAUCCGGUGGGAGAACCAGUGGGCCUUCGAGUGA